AUGAAUCAUAGUGCCGAUCCUUAUGUCUAUUUGUCCUAUGAGAAUCGAGACGUAUUGACUGGCCAAUGCUUAUUAGAUUUACUUGGGUUUCCAGAGCUGAAUAGAACAGCUCUGAUUGGACUUAAGCAUUCAAUAGCAAAUCAAAGAUGCCAUCUAUCAUCAGGCUUUCAGCAACAAGAAGAAGACGCUUUUUACAGGCUACCUUUACUUCACAGCCUAACAUGUCCUGCAAGAGCCUAUUUCAGAGAGUUUAACUCAGUUUUCCAGCUUAAUAGAAAAAUUAAGCUCGCUGGUUGUGCAGUAAUAAUGAGCGCUGAUUCAAAAGUUCUUCUCACCAGGAGAACUGAAACCUUAAGCCUUUUCCCAAAAAAUUGGGUUUUUCCUGGAGGCCGUCUGGAGAUGGGAGAAAGUCUUGAAUAUUGUGCUAUUAGAGAAGCUGCUGAAGAAACGGGAAUUGAUUUUGAAAUUUCUGAAAGCCAUUUUAAAUAUCGGGGCACAACAGUAGCUGUAACUCCUUUAUUCAUAUAUGAAAGUUCAUUUCCUUGCAUUGGACCUCCAAAAGCUCAACAUUUGAUUGUGUUUUUCACGAUAAAUUUAAAUUUUUCAUCAAACGAGAUUGGUUUGUCGCUCCAGAGGUCAGAGGUUGACUAUGCAGUAUGAAUAUCGAAAGAAGAUUAUGAAAAUAUAAAUAGAGGUAUAGAUUUUACAAUGCCUGGACUUCACUAUAUAGCUUAAGCAUCCUUAUGGAUCACUCAAGCCUCCAACCCCGCUUGCCAAGUGGAGAGUUUGCUUAUUCAACUUCAGUUGGCAAUUCAACUCGCAAAUCUGCGAUAUUUUGUAGAUCUCCAAAUUGAAAGGCAGCUCGUCAUCUGGAGUUGAAUAAGCAAACUUUCCAGAAAUAAGUAGGAGCUUGAGGCUUGAGCGAUCCAUAAGGAUGCUUAAGCUAUACACAUGAAAACGCUCAUAUAUCAAGCCAUCAAUUAUUAGGAAUUGCCCCAAAUCAAAUUGGCGAAGGGGUUGCAGAAGGCCACAAGCACGCAUUAGAUAUGAUUUAUCAGCAAAACCACUAG
Messenger RNA from Blepharisma stoltei, 1070 nucleotides. The record is from the annotation of a GenBank genome assembly. Lineage: Eukaryota; Ciliophora; Heterotrichea; Heterotrichida; Blepharismidae.